AUGCGCAGGGUUUGGCCCAUAAUGCAGUCUGUUCAAGCAUCUUGGAAGUUCGCGCCUUUAAACCGGCCAUUCACACCCAGUCCAAGUACACGGAAGCUGGAGGGCAUUGUCUUCGAUGUUGAUGGUACACUUUGCGAGCCACAAACGUACAUGUUCUCCGAGAUGAGGUCUGCGCUCGGUAUUGCCAAAUCUGUAGACAUACUUGAGCACGUCUACAGCCUGCCCACGGCCGAACAGCAACAUCAAGCAAUGGAGCUGAUCCGCGACAUCGAGCGGCGCGCCAUGCUGAAGCAGGUCGCUCAGCCGGGCUUGGUCAAACUCAUGAGCUAUCUCGACUCGCGCGGCAUCCGCAAGGGGAUCUGCACGCGCAACUUUGAGACACCCGUCAACAACCUACUCAGCAAGUUCCUCGCUGGCAGCGUGUUUGCGCCCAUUGUGACACGGGACUUUCGCCCCCCUAAACCAGACCCGGCGGGGAUCUUGCACAUUGCCCGGAGCUGGGGCCUAGUGCGCAGGAGCACGGGUGAGGCGGGCAUACCCGCCGAUGCUAAGCAGGAAGAGGAGGAGCGCCGGUCGGCCGGGGAGGAGGACAACCAGAGUUGGGAAGUAGAUGGCGGGAAUCUGCUGCGGACGGAGGUCGGGGAGGAGGUCGCGGAUGCGAGCGGCUUGAUAAUGGUGGGCGACAGCAUCGACGACAUCACCGCGGGCCGCCGCGCAGGGGCAAAGACGGUUCUGCUGGUGAACGACGUCAACCGCCACUUGGCGGACCACGAGCUUACCGACUUGGUGAUAUCGCGCCUAGACGAGUUGAUAGAUGUCCUCGAAAAUGGAUUGCUUUGA
Molecule: messenger RNA, 840 nt
Organism: Chaetomium strumarium
Lineage: Eukaryota; Fungi; Ascomycota; Sordariomycetes; Sordariales; Chaetomiaceae
Product: HAD-like domain-containing protein
Exons: 2
Coding region: 1-840 (279 amino acids)
Source: RefSeq, a predicted model, not a curated record